AUGGGCUUCGGCGACGGCAAAGUAGUGGACAUCCACACCCACAUGUACCCCCCGGAAUACGUCAAAAUCCUCGAAUCCCGCACCACCAUCCCCCUCGUGCGCUCCUUCCCCGGCUCCUCCGACCCUCGCCUGAUCCUUCUUGACACCGAGGUUCCGAUCCUCGAAGAAGCCGAAGCAGCCAAAUCUCGAGGCGAAGCCCCCCUUAACAUCCCCGGCCGUCCCCUAACCAAGCACUACUCCUCGCUCACCCAAAAGAUGCACUUCAUGGAAACGCACCAAAUCGACAUCAGCGUCGUCUCACUCGCCAACCCGUGGCUCGAUUUUCUUUCUGAAGAUGAAGCGGGGCCCAUCGCAGAGUCCAUCAACGCCGAUUUCAGCCGCAUGUGCGAAGAGAAAUGCGGCCGGCUAUUUUUCUUCGCUGCCUUACCGUUGACCGCCUCGCAAGAGGUUAUCCUCUCCUCCAUCGCGCACGUUGCUGGUUUGCCUUACUGCCGGGGCGUCAUACUGGGUACCUCCGGUUUAGGAAAGGGACUGGAUGACCCCGAUCUUCUCCCCAUCUUCCACGCUCUCGCGGAUGCGAGAUUGAUGAUUUUCUUGCACCCGCAUUACGGUCUGCCGAAUGAAGUCUGGGGUCCUCGCGCCACGGAAAACUACGGGCACGUAUUGCCACUGGCUCUCGGGUUUCCGAUGGAAACGACCAUUGCUGUCACGAGGAUGUAUCUCGCGGGGGUGUUUGACCAGGUUCCGCAGCUGAACAUGUUGCUGGCGCACAGCGGAGGGACUUUGCCGUUCCUGGCGGGCAGGAUAGAGAGCUGUAUUUUGCAUGAUGGACAUUUGCACGCUGCGGGGACGAAGCCGAAGAAGACGAUCUGGGAGGUGUUGAGUAGUCAGAUUUUUCUCGAUGCGGUGGUUUAUAGCGAUGUAGGUCUGAAGGCGGCCGUGCAGGCGAGCGGGCCGGAAGGGCAUGAGAGGUUGAUGUUUGGGACUGAUCACCCUUUCUUUCCGCCGCUGGGGAGCGAUGAGGAGGGCGAAUGGGAGAGUGUGACGUGGAAUGGGGCGGCGGUGAGGAAGGCGUUUGGUGGAGCGGAGGAUGGGGAGGAGAGCGACGAGGGGAAGAAGGUGAGGGGCGUGAUGGGCGGGAAUGCGGUUAAGGUGCUGAACUUGAGGAGGGAUGGAUGCCGAUAG
Messenger RNA from Sordaria macrospora k-hell, 1185 nucleotides. RefSeq lists its product as uncharacterized. The record is from RefSeq and is a predicted model, not a curated record. Gene Ontology annotation, biological process: secondary metabolic process. Lineage: Eukaryota; Fungi; Ascomycota; Sordariomycetes; Sordariales; Sordariaceae. Gene Ontology annotation, cellular component: cytoplasm; cytosol. Gene Ontology annotation, molecular function: carboxy-lyase activity; hydrolase activity.